AUGGCAAUAGCAUCGGUCCUGUCCUGUCCUUACCCCAUAGACCUGCAGGCUAAGGGCUACAUAGAAGGCUUGACAUACGUCGAUGAGAAGACAUGCACCCCGCUUGCACACUUUGUUGGAGGGAUUCCGUACGCCCUACCUCCACUUGGCCCAUAUCGAUUCCAAAGACCACGAGAGCUGCCGCCAUGUUAUCGUUACGGCACAGCUUCUAAUCCUGGACGUUUUACUGGCGGUGUUGGCGUAUGUCCGCAACCUGGAGAUGCUGAGAACAAAAGAAUGUGGGACGAGGAUUGUUUGCAAAUAAACAUAUGGAUCCCGACAGGUAGAGGCCCUGGUACAGGAUGGCCAGUACUGGUCUGGUACCAUGGAGGCUUUUUGCAGUGGGGGAACCCAGGGGACUAUGAUCUCUCCAACAUGCUGUCUGAAACCGCGGCAAAGGCUAUCAUAGUCAUACCGGGAUAUCGUUUGAACCUGUUCGGCUUCCUUGCUGGCGCAAAGUUGACCGAAGAGGGAGCGGAUUACACAGCGAAUAAUGGUUUCUGGGACCAGAGGCUUGCGCUCGAAUGGACGUGGAAGAAUAUCAGCUACUUCGGGGGUGAUGCGGGGAACAUCACCAUUGGAGGAUAUUCGGCCGGCUCGCAUUCAACUUUCCAGCAAUUAGCCUACGAUUUGAACCUUCCAGAUUCAAAGGCAAUCGUACGGCGGGCUCUGAUGCUAUCCAAUGGACCCGGAAUGCAGCCAAAGUCUACAGUAGACGCACAAGCUCAGUUCGAUGAGCUUUGUAACGCUCUCGGUUUGUCCGUCAAGAUGAGUGCAACAGAGAAAUUGGCUGUUCUUCGCGUCCUGGACCCCCAUACGUUGCUCGAUGCUGCUUCGAAGAUAAAACACCACCAAUUCCGCGGGGUAACAGACGGCACAUUCAUACGAGAAGGUCUGGUGGAAGAGCUUGACUCAGGUCUUUUCGCUUCUCGCAUGAAGAAGCGUAGCGUAAAGCUGAUCAUGGGCGAAUGCAGGGACGAGCAUUUCGCCUAUGGCCAAUGGCUUCCACCGCAGAAUACAUACGAAGGUGUUUUGGAGCGCCUCCAAGCGGACUAUCCCCUCAACGCUUGCGAGGCUCUUAUGAACCACUACUUUCCCGAACGGAGUUUACCAACUGCGUACAACAGCUGGCAAGAUGCCUUCGGACAUAUUUACGCCGACAUCCAGGUCCAUCAUCUCGAAAGAGGCAUGGCCAAUGCUCUAGUUGCCCAUGGUGCGGGUGACCUUCUCUACCGGUAUCGCAUAGAGUGGCGCGCACAGUGUUGCGAUAGAAAAUACCCGCGCGAAUGGGGCGUGACCCACGGCACUGAUUUAGCAAUCUGGUUCUGGGGCAACAACGAGAGGCUGAGCAACAACGAGAAGACCCUCGUGAAGAAAGCGUUCCACGACCAAUUCGCACAGUUCCUGAAAGACGGAAAGCCACAGUGGAACACAGAGAACUCACUGCAGCUGCGCACCCUCAAGCCCGACGGCACUGUAGCGAUUGAGGACGAUGCGUGGCUUGCAAACAGCUUGAAAGUCUGGGACCUAUUGAAGAAUGUUGGUGCAAUUGAUACGAGGCCGCCAUCGCGGGAUUCCAAGCUCUAA
Messenger RNA from Didymosphaeria variabile, 1626 nucleotides. RefSeq lists its product as uncharacterized. The record is from RefSeq and is a predicted model, not a curated record. Bases 1 to 1626 code for a protein of 541 amino acids. NCBI's taxonomy places the organism in Eukaryota, Fungi, Ascomycota, Dothideomycetes, Pleosporales, Didymosphaeriaceae. The transcript has a single exon.